This is a messenger RNA of Frankliniella occidentalis (western flower thrips), 1352 nucleotides long. Its product is annotated as NIF3-like protein 1. The record is from RefSeq and is a predicted model, not a curated record. Bases 84 to 1238 code for a protein of 384 amino acids. NCBI's taxonomy places the organism in Eukaryota, Metazoa, Arthropoda, Insecta, Thysanoptera, Thripidae. The transcript has 10 exons. Gene Ontology annotation, cellular component: cytoplasm; mitochondrion.
AAAAAUUGUUAUGUUUGGGUUAAUCUUCUUGUCUUGUUCAACAGCUGAUCAAGAAAACCUGUGACACAAACCUUGCUAUUUUCAUGAAACUAAUACGUUUAGCUGUACGAAAUAUUCUUUGUUUUGAAGUCGCUAGUCAAAGACACCUUACGACUACUGCAAUAAUGAAGAGAUACCAGAGGCGAAACAAAUCUCAAAGUCUUAACAAUGACCCAUUCUCUCUUCACAACGUUGUAAAAGGUAUUGAAAAAUUUGCACCGUUAAGUUUGGCAGAAUCCUGGGAUAAUGUUGGUUUGUUGGUGGAGCCACCUUCUUUAAAACAGGUAAAACGAGUCCUUCUUACCAAUGACCUCUCUGAAAGUGUGCUAGCAGAGGCCCUUGAUAUUGGGGUGCAGCUAAUAAUAGCCUAUCACCCUCUAAUAUUCCGUCCAAUUAAAUCUGUACGGACAGAAGAUUGGAAAGAAGCAAUUGUUGGAAAUCUCCUAGAAAAAAAAAUCGCUUUGUACAGUCCGCAUACUGCUUGGGAUUGUGUGGAAGGAGGUGUCAAUGAUUGGCUAGCGGAAGCAUUUGGUAAGGAUUCUUCUGUUGAACCACUAAAGAAGCACGAUGAUGGAGCCAACAUGAAGAUCGUCAGUGCAUUGUUUGACAGUUCUGAAUCAGCAGAGAAAGCAAUGUCAGAUAUAAAUGCUGCCCUGACCUGCUCUAUACACACAUUCCAGGAGAAAAAUGGGAAAGUGUGGUUGAAGAUAUAUGUUGAUAAUGAAUAUCUUUGCUUGCCUCAUCUCCAUUCAGCUACUAAAGUUGAACUCAAUCAACAUAAAAAAAUUUCAUCAAGAAUAAAUGCUGGGUUAGGACGAAAAGUCCUGCUGAAGGAAUCCAUUACUCUUCAAACUGCAGUUUCACUUGUAAAAAGUCAUCUUGGUUUACCUGAUGUAGCAGUUGCAACUGUACCUGGUGAAAAAUACGAAAGCACAGUAGUGAAGACCAUAGCAAUUUGUGCUGGAUCGGGUGGUUCAGUCCUUAAUGGUGUGGAUGCCGACUUAUAUCUCACAGGUGAGAUGUCACAUCAUGAAGUCCUGGAUAUAGUGCAUAAGGGAACUCAUGUCAUUCUAACUCGUCACUCAAAUUCUGAAAGGGGCUUCUUGCACGUUGCUGCAAAACACCACCUUAAGAGGUUGUUGCCAGAGGUUGAAUUCAUUGUGUCCUCUGUCGACAAAGAUCCCCUGGAAACCAAAUAAUUUAAAAUAGAGGACACUCUGGCUUGAAACUAUUUCUUUGAAGUUAAUCAAAAGAAUGUUCCGUGCUGGUGUUUGUUAUAAUUAUAUUCAAAAAUACAUUUGAUCUGAAAGGAA